AGAUGAUGGCUAUGGAACUUCAAGAUUAUUGUCAACCACACCAUCUUCCUCAAAUUCAGAAUGCAAUACUUCACCUGAUCGUAGAGCUCGUGGGUUUUAUUCUCCAACCAAAUCUGCUCACGUCCCAACAUCCAAUACAACAGUUGACAUUGAUUUGGAGCCUGAUGUGCAACCUAGCUUUGAGCACCAUAAAGAUUUUACAAUGAGAUGGGAAAAACCCUUGCAGGCUGAAGUGGAUGAUUUGAGUAUUGGGACUGCAGAUAAAACAACUGUAUCUGGUGAGGAACAUCAAAACAUAGAAGAACUUGAAUAUCAAGUUUACGAGAAAUAUGAUGCCACUGAGAGUGUAAGUAAUAAUAAAUCAGUAAACACAAAUAAGAAAACAGACUGCAUGGAUGAGUUUCAGUACAUAGAGGAUCAUUUUACGGACUUGCACACUUUCGACAGUCUGAAGCAAGGAGAGAAUGUCUCUUUUGACCUGGAGUCACAUUGGACAGGAACUGAGAAGACUAAACCAUGGUGGCGUUCUGCUAGUAAAGAUGAGUUGGCUUCCUUGGUUGCCCGGAAGUCACUUGAAAGCUUAGAAAAUUGCGACCUUCCUCAACCACGAACAAAACACCACAGAAAGGAUCAAUCUGCCUAUCAUGAGUGUUUUGAUCAAGAUUGCUUUCUCACUUCAUCUUUUACUGAGAUGCAAUUCUCCAGUUUGGAUAGAUAUAGCAGGGGAAUGCACCGUUCGGUUGCCAUGGGUGAGAGACAGUCUACUGUUGGUUCUGUAGGUCACUCUCUGCAUCGUCAAGAUCAUUUCAGCAGUAGCAGAUCUGGUAACGAAGAAAACAACUCAAGCAGUAUUGCAAAUGUAGAUCCUAGCAAAGCCCAGUUGUUGGAAGCACUAUGCCAUUCCCAAACUCGAGCGCGGGAAGCAGAGAAAGCCGCACAAGAAGCCGAUACAGAGAAGAAGCACAUUGUCUCACUCUUUCUCAGACAAGCCUCCCAACUUUUUGCUUAUAAACAGUGGUUCCAGUUGCUGCAGUUACAGAACAUCUGCCUUCAACUUAGGAACAAAGAUAAACCAAUUUCCGGUGUGUUCUCAGAUGUCUUGCCUUGGGUCCCAUGUAAAGACAGACAGUUUAAUCAACACAGGAACAGAAGGAAGAAACGGGGCAGACCUCGGUAUUGGAUUACAAUGUACGACGUUGCUGUCGCUGUGGGAUUGGGUCUCACUGGCGCCGGUUUGCUCCUCGGAUGGACGUCAGGUUGGUUGGUUUCCAUUUUUUGAGUUAUUAUCUGUAUUACCUUGGAUGGUGAAGGCAGCUGGUUUUCAUGGGAAAACAUAAUUUUCCAUAUAAAAAAUCAACUUUUUGUAAAUAUACCAUAUACAACCUUUGCAUGUGUUAAUACAGUUAUACUUGACCAACUCUUGUUAAAACUUUAUAUUGUAUACAAAAUGGCAUGGCCACAUGUAAAUCUGUA
Molecule: messenger RNA, 1473 nt
Organism: Momordica charantia (bitter melon)
Lineage: Eukaryota; Viridiplantae; Streptophyta; Magnoliopsida; Cucurbitales; Cucurbitaceae
Source: RefSeq, a predicted model, not a curated record